Plodia interpunctella (Indianmeal moth) is the source of this 2177-nucleotide messenger RNA. RefSeq names its product UDP-glucosyltransferase 2-like. The coding region runs from base 437 to 1708 and encodes 423 amino acids. The transcript has 9 exons. The record is from RefSeq and is a predicted model, not a curated record. Gene Ontology annotation, molecular function: UDP-glycosyltransferase activity. NCBI's taxonomy places the organism in Eukaryota, Metazoa, Arthropoda, Insecta, Lepidoptera, Pyralidae.
UGACAUUAAAUUUUUACAAGCUAUUCCGAAUAAAAACUUAAACAAAGUAAAUAUCUAUUACAGUAGGUAAUACUUAAUCGUGACUAAAUGUAAUGUUACAGGCAUGAUCUACAGAUAAGUAUUUUCCUUCUAACUGCGGCCAUGUUAACAGGAUAUCAAAUUAUGUUACCGAAGUGGUUAUGUACGAGUGUUCUUUAUUGUUCAAAGUGAAGCUUUAAGAAUUCUAGUGGUGUUUCCAUUCUCGUCUCCCAGUCACAACAUUUUGGGUCGAGCGGUCGUACAGCACCAUUUAAAGGCUAAACAUGAGGUAGUCCAUAUAACAUCAUUUCCUUACAAAAAGCCGGUAGAAAAUUUGACAGAAAUCAGCAUAGAAGCUUUGGGAGCCGAGUUUUUGAAAGAAAUAAAUGAAUUUCGUAUAUAUUCCAUCGAGCGUCUGAUGGGUAAAAAAGCGAACAAUAUUUUAGUAAGGUCAAAUUACACGUAUGACUUCCACAAAAAAGCAUUGCUAAAUGAAAAUAUGACAAGAUUUCUUUCUGACCCCAAGGAAAAAUUCGACGUUAUUUUGAUGGAGUGGUUCUUUUCUGAUCUUUUUGCUGGAAUCCCUCCCUUAUUUAAAUGCCCCUUUAUUUGGAUGGCGUCAACAGACGCGCACUGGCAAAUCUUAAGUUUGGCCGGGGAUGUGACCAAUCCAGUGUCAACCCCGGAUAUAUUCGACUAUCCUCUGACUACUCUUUGGGGGAGAACUUUAAAGCUGAUUGAUUAUGUUAAGACAUAUUUUAUAGCCAAGAUACUCUAUGGCACAUUGGAACAAUUAUCAUACGACACCAUUUACUCGAGCAUAGCUGAAAAAAGAGGAGUUUCUAUGCCGUUAUACACCGACGCCGUGUACAACGCUUCUCUGGUCUUCAUCAACUCACACCCAGCCGUGGGGGUCCCCCACAAUAUACCGCUGAACACCAAGUAUAUUGGCGGAUAUCACAUGGACACUGAUCUGAAGUCUAUACCAAAGCAUCUACAAAACAUCAUGGACAACGCUAAAAACGGAAUGAUUUUCUUCUGCCUGGGAUCGAACAUCGAGAGCAAAUUCAUGUCAAAUAAGAUGACUCAGUCUUUACUGAGAAUGUUCUCGAAGUUCAAGCAGACUGUGGUGUGGAAGUACGAAGACGAGCUAAAAAAUGUUCCUGCCAACGUUUAUUUGGAAAAGUGGGUUCCGCAGCUGAAUAUUCUGGCUCACCCCAAUUUGAAGGUAUUCAUCACACACGGAGGCCGCAUGUCGAUAACUGAAGCUGUCCACUACGGAGUGCCAAUUAUUGGCAUGCCAGCGUAUGCAGACCAGUUUGUGAAUGUACGAGUUGUUGUAGAAAAAAACCUUGGAAUAGAAGUAACAUUGACAGAUAAUUUGGCGGAAGAUUUGGAAGUUGCUAUUAAGAAAAUUCUGGAUGAUCCGAUAUAUUCUAACAACGCUCGAGAGUUAUCUUCCAUUUACCGCCAUAGACUACUAUCUCCUGGACAGGAAUUAGUUUACUGGACAGAGCACGUGGUGAAAUCCAGGGGUGCCAAAUAUUUGCGACCAGCUGCCCGAAAAAUGCCUUUGUAUCAAAAGUUGUACUUAGAUAUUAUUUUAGCACUAAUAUGCAUUAUAUCUUUGACCAAAUUUAUAUUAUGUUUCGUCAGAAAGAUGGUUAAGGUGAAAGAAAAACUUAAUUAACCUAAUGAUAGCUAACACGAUUGGUUUCGCCGCUGAAGUCAGUUUUAUAUAGAAAGAUGCGAAUAUUUUUUAUGUCAGCCUAUAGUAACAGAUCCUCAUUCAAUCAGUGGCGCCAACUAGUGAGCUAAGAAACGCUAUCCUGUUUAGUAAUGUGGUUUGUUUUUAAUGUUUCUGUAUCUUUUUUAUUUUGAACAAAUUAAUAAAUAUAACAAUCUGAAUAAAUAUUAACUGCAUCUUAAUUUACAACCAAAUUAUAUUAUGAAAAAAAAUGGCCGUAUGUAGUGUGUAAUGGGCUCGCGUGGUGGGUCAUGGCCCGGUCUCAUUAUCCGUCCAUAAAGGCCAGUGCCCCAGCAGUGGGAACGAUUAAAUGGCUUAUGGCUAAUGUAAAGAUAAAAAAUCAUAAAAUGGGUAAAGUUAACACAAUUUAUUAAAACAAUGAGUAUACAUGAAGAAAUAAUAAUGUUAUACA